GAAUGGCCAAAAUCCAAAACACUGACAGCACCAAAUGUUGGUGAGGUAUUGAGCAAAAAGAAUUCUUCUUAUAUAGCUGGUGAGAAUUCAUAAUGGAACAGCAAUUUGGAGACUGGUGGUUUAUUACAAAACUAAGCACACUCCUAACAUAUAAUCCAGCAACUACCCUUUUUGGUAUUUACCCAAAGGAGUUAAAAACUUAUGUCCAUGUAAAAACCUGCACAAGGUUGUUUAGAGCAGCUUUGUAACUACCAAAACUUGGAAGCAACCAAGGUGCCUAUAGUAGGUGAAUGGAUAAAGUGUGGUACAUCCAGACAAUGAAUAUUAUUGAGAACUUACAAGAAAUGAGCUAUCAAGCCAGGAACAACAUGAAGGACACUUAAAUGCAUGUUACUGAGUGAAAGAAGCCAAUGCGAAAAACCUGAAUACUGUAUGAUUUUAAUAUGACAUUCUGGAAAAGGCAAAGCUAUGGGGACAGUAAAAAGAUCAGUGGUUGCUUGUCGGAGCAAAUUGAAGUGGAGGAGAGAGAUGAAUAGACAUAGCACAGAGGAAAAUCAGGGAAGUGAAAAUACUAUGAAUGAUACUAUAAUGAUGGAAUAUGUCAUUAUGCGUUUAUUUCUCCAAAUCCAGAGAGUAUACAUCACCAAGAGUGAGCCUCAAGAUAAACUGUGGACUUUGGAUGAUACAGCAUUGUUUGAGUUGAUUCAACUAGUUCCACCAGUGGGUGAAACACUGUCUACGUAUGAUGAAAAUACACGGGAUUUCAUGUUCCCGGGUCCAAACCAAAUUUCUGGACACCAUGAUUCAAACCGCCAGGUUACCAUGAGGAGGAUUUCUGGCCUUCGAGGAAUUGCUCCAAAGCUGGAAUUUUCUACAACUUCAGUGAUAACUGAAUGUCUGAUAAGUUCAAGGAAGUGCCGCACUCAGGAUAAAUUUAUUUACCAUACGGCUCCAGUUGAAAAAUCACACGGCAGACUGCAAAGCAGAACAUCAACAUCAAGAUCACAAAAGAAAAAAUCCAAGUCACCUGAGAGAAAUAAAUAUUGCAUAAAUGCAAAAAACUACGAACAGCCUACAAUUUCUUCAAAAUCACACUCUCCAUCUCCCUACACAAAAAGACGCAUGUGUGAGCUAUCUGAAGACACCAGGCGGCGGCUGGCCCAUUUAAAUCUGGGACCCUAUGAAUUCAAAAAAGAAACAGAUAAACCUCCAUUUGUGAUUAGACAUGUCGACCCCCCAAGUCCCAGGGCUGAUGCUUUAUUUGGGUCUUCUGGCAGAGACUGUGAAAGAGAUGGAUGGUCUAGGAUGCACAAUGAUCAUUCUCAUCUUGGCUGCUACCAACCCAAGGAUUAUAAGGUUAUCAGGACACCCCAUGGGAGAGACUUUGAUGACUCUUUGGAAAGGUGUGAUGAGUAUUUAAGCUCACGGUCAUGUAGCAAGCCACAGCAUUCAGCAAGGACCUUACUCGUCCAUUCAGCACCCUCAACAAUGCCGAAGCAUUCUCCAAGCCCUGUGUUAAAUCGAGCUUCUCUCAGGGAAAGAUUCCAUUCUGAUUGGUGUUCACCUUCAAACUGUGAUGAGAUCCAUGAUCGGGUAAAAAAUGUCUUGAAAUCACAUCAGGCUCAUCAAAGACAUUUAUAUGAUGAGAGAGACCCAGAGAAAGAAGAUGAACUGGAACUGAAAAGAGGUCUUUUAUACAGAGACUCUGCCUAUGACAGUGACCCAGAGUAUAGCUCAUUUCAGCGGCCACGUGGCACUCUCCAUUUGGAUGAUGGUGAAUACUGGUCCAACAGAACAGCCUCUUAUAAAGGAAAAUCCCACCGACCCAUCUUUGAGAACAGCAUGGACAAGAUAUACAGGAACUUGUACAAAAAGGCCUGUAGUUCUGUUUCUCAUACACAGGAAAGCUUCUGAGACCACCCAUGAUAAACUGUAUGGGUGUCUGUGUCAACUUCUCAAUGAAAAUGUUUGAUGUGAUCAAUAUCUGUAUUCUUUUUUUUUUUUAAGCAGGUGAUUCUGAGUAGUAGUUAAAUGUGAAUAAGUUUUUUGCUUCAAAUGGUAAAUUAUCAUAGGCAGUCCUUUUUUUUUUUAAUCACAGAAGAGAGUGCUAUAUUCCAAAAGUCAAAGCUCUGCACCACAAUCACAACUUCUAGUCUGAUUAUGAGAAGGAUGUUCUGCCACAUAUAUCUCAUAUCUCCAUCUACAAAUCCAAGAAUAGAUUCUCUCUAGAAAUGGUCUUCAGCCUUAAUCACCUUGUGAUUUUCUUUUCAUCUGCUUGAUUGGUUAUCUUGUCUAAGAUUAAUAUGAACUCCUUUUUCUUGGUAAUGGGCAAAACAAUAAAUAGUUCAGAAAUGAAUUUCCUAAGUUUAAACCCUGUUUUGACUAGUAUUUUCUACUUAUUUAUCCCCCCUAAAAAAGGUUACUUGUACUUCUUAGCUAAUAAGAAAUAGGUGUUUUUAAAGUUUAUAUAAUCAUUCACUUCCUCUUCUGUCAAAGAACUAAGUUACCUACAAUACGGUUAGCUAGAAAUAGCAGUGGCCAUGUGUGACCCAAAAUGUGAAUAACUGAUUUUUAAAAAUAGAAUUCUUUGCAUGAUCGUAAGGCCAUAUCUUUUGGUGCAACCAGAAUCAGAACAUAGCUUUCGUUAGUAAGCAUGUAGAAAGUCGGAAAGAAUAAAGGGAUUAUAUUGUAAUUUUAAAUUCUUUAGAGUUUUCAUAGGUGUACCGAAUGGCCCAGGAAAGUAGUAUCUUUUUUUAUUUAUUAUAUUAUGUUAGUCACCAUACAGUGCAUCAUUAGUUUUUGAUGUAGUGUUCAUGAUUCAUUGGAAAGUAGUAUCUUUACUUAAAGGACACUUGGAACCAUAAAGAGGGGUAAAAUAUUAUACAGAAUGCUUUGUACUGGAAAAUCCGAUAGUUGAUAAAAUUAGCUCCUCUCCACCCGCCUUAUCCAUACCUGAGAGGCCACUGAGUCUUUGAAGAUAUGAAGAAAUCCGUCACCUCAUAUUUACCAGAGUAAGUGGAGGGAAAGCAAAGAAUAGAAAAUAAGCAAACUUGGCUUACAAGCUUGAAGAGUUGACUAUGAGGUGCUAUUCUCUCAUUGACUGUACCUUUGGUUAAUUCUACAGCUAUGAUUUAAAAAGAAAAAAAAAAUGAACUCCAUUUAAGUUGAAAAUAACAUGUAAAAUUGAGUGACUUGUUUUUGUAUUGAGAGAAAAUAUAUAAUACUUGUUAUCUAAUAAUAGGAUUUUUAAACUCCAUGUUAAGAGUGUUCUGGUAUGACAAUCAGUGAUGUGUGGGAACGUGCAUCAGAGAAAGGGGCCAGGAGGCCUAGGCUCUGCCGUUCUCCCGCUGAGUCUCUUUAACUCUCUGGGCCUGACUUUCCUCAGCUAUCACAUGGAGAGAAUGAAGUGGAUCAGCAUUUCCCAAACCGUAUUCUGUGGACUUCUAUUUUAAGAGAUGGCUGUAGGAAAGUAGAUACAGGAGUUUCAUUAGCCAUAUAAGUUGAGGAAAAUCUAUACACUAGAUUCACACUCCCGAACUUAGAGACUCACAGGUAGGAUGGCAGGAACGAAAGGCAGUGCUAUUGAUCCUGGAACAGCCGUUCCAAACGGGCUGUCCAGGCAAACUGGUGUGUAUGGCUGAUAAAGUCAUAGUCAACACUAGCCUGGUGGAGGUACUAAGAAAUCCUGACAUACACCUGUUUCGCUCUAGCAUCUGGUCUGGAGUCUGACACAUAGUGCUCAUUAAAUAUUUUUUGAAUUAGCCCAGAAUUUCCUAAAGUGAGUGUGUAGCAAUAUUUGUCAUUACGGCCAUCGUUCCCCUUCCGUCCCACCCCCUCAGCUCCCCACACUCCCUUUCAAAUGUGCCAUCCUUGGAUACAUGCAGACCCCAGUCAAGGAAAUAGGACACUAUACAAUCACUGAGUUACCCUUUGGCUGUAAGUUGUAGGAUGAUGUUUUGUACAAUGAGCUUUUGAAGGUCAACAUUGACUAAUGCUUUUUUUUUUUAACAAAAAAUAUUAUCAGUGAAACUUAGUAUGUUUUGUUUUUGUUUUACAUGUGGAAACAAAUGAAAAAUUCUUCCAUUUAAAAGGUCCUGCUUGGUGAAAAGAACAAUUUUGAACUUCAAAGAAAAUUUCACUGUCAUAGAAAAUCUCCUGAGUGAAUAACUACAUCAAAAGUUACCUAUUACACCUAUUUCUGCCAUUGGCUAUACAAAGACCACAAAAAAUGGGUCUCAGAGGGGAACUUCAGAAUAUGAUAUUCAGAAAGAUAUUUUCCUGUGUAUUACAUUUGACUUCUCUCUGAAGGAUCAGGUGCAAAUUUCCAGAUAUGUAGUAUAUUAGCUAAGUGUCUAUUUCCAUUUCCUGGGGAAGAAGUGGUCUUUGUUGCUAUCCCUAAGUAUUACUAUAAAAUCUUAUGUUAUGUUAUUUUUAAGGAGUAAAACCUUUAAAUACUAAUAGUUGUCUUUUCUCAUUGUAAGAAGCAGAAAGAUGUAGUUAUUACAAUUCUUACAAUGAAGCAGAAAGAUGUAGCUAUUUCCUUAGCCUUUUAAAAAUAUUUCUUACAAUCUAGUAAUAGUUAUUAGACUUAAUAUGAAAGAUAAAUUGAUCUUACUUCUUCCUUUUAAGGUAUUUUUGUCCUUUAAAUAAAAAAAAAAAAACCUGGGAAUUUCAGGAAGAAAGAUGUCAAUUCAACUAAGAAAAAAGAUGUGUGAUUGGACAGAGAGUGAGGUCUUCAUGGUCCCACUAUUAGCUAUACAACCUUGUUCAAGUCAUUUAUCCUUCUUGGAGCUCAGUUUUCUUGUCUAUAAGGUGAUGAAGGGGUUAAUUUAGAAGGGUCUUUUAAUGUUCCAACAUUUCUAUAAUUGUAUAAUUGAUUAAGAUGGAAGAUAAACAAGUUCUAGGAAGCAGAGUUGUAUUGUAACUUCAAAGAUUAAGCCCCUGAUUAAAAAUCUGGAGCAGAUAGAG
This is a messenger RNA of Leptonychotes weddellii (Weddell seal), 4968 nucleotides long. NCBI's taxonomy places the organism in Eukaryota, Metazoa, Chordata, Mammalia, Carnivora, Phocidae. The record is from RefSeq and is a predicted model, not a curated record.